UUCGAAAGGGCGGAGUUCCUCGAUUGGCCUUCUUCUUUCCUCCUUCCUUUCCAAUUCGGAGCUCUUCUUUUAUUUAUUCCCUCAUUUAUUUCAAUUCCGCUUCCCAAUCGCUCAAAUCCAUCUCUCACUCUCUCAAUAAAAAUAAAAAAAGAAAAAAAUUUAUUUACAAAAAUAUGUAUUUCCAGCGACUUUUCCCCACAUCGCCGGUCAAAAACCCUUCUUCCCCUCCUUCAAAUCGCUCAACAGCGCCAACAUCUGCCCCGACAAUAAAUCAUAAUUCAAUGUCACCAGAUCCAUUACCAUCUGUUGGAGGAACAUCUACUUGUGAAACACAUGUAGAUGUUGAUGCUUUAAUUGAGGAAUAUGUUUGGCAACGAUUUAAAGAUUUGUUGACUAUUAAAGGAUCUGGACUAGAAUCGUUCAAAAAUCUUGAAUUGGCAGAUGCUGAUUUUGAAAUUAACAGAAAAAAGCUCAUACUUGUUCAUGCUCAGCCAAAUUAUAAUAAUAUUCAACUGACUGGCACUCGUCCCAAUACUAUAUUCAAAUCAUUAUUUACAAACAAUACAAGCCAAACACAAACUUAUUCGUUAAAAACUGAAAGAACAUCAGAAUCAAUUUGUGGGGUAGCUAGAGAGCAAGGAUUUACUUUUGGGGCUGAAGCAGAAUUGUCUUUAAAAAUACCUGGGGAAAUUGCAGAAUUAAAGACUGGAUUUAAACAUGAAGUUCAUUUUAACAAAUUGACAGAAAAUAUUAAAUCUGAAACUCUUACUUGGGCUGUGGACAACAACAUCCAAGUCCCAGCUGGCGGCCAAACAGAAGCAUCUAUUGUUAUUGAAGAAAUGAGUUAUAGAGGGGCAUAUUCUGUCAGUUCAUCUCUUUCUGGCGUUGUAACAGUUAAUAUUCGUCGAUUACGUGAUGGACAAUUAGUUUUGCCGUUUACAGCAAAUAUAGCUACAAUUCUAAGCCAUUAUGUACAAAGAAAUGAUCCGAGAUUGAAAAGAGGGGUUGUUUUUAUGGAGGAUAAGGGAAAAGUUGUUACGUUGAAAAGCAAAGGAAGUUGUCAUUUUCAGUUUGCAAUGAAACAAUAUGUUGAAUUAACUGAACUUACUGGUUACCAACGUCGGGAUACCGUGAAAGAAAUGUCACGGCUAAAUAUACUUCCAAAUUAA
Molecule: messenger RNA, 1169 nt
Organism: Meloidogyne enterolobii
Lineage: Eukaryota; Metazoa; Nematoda; Chromadorea; Rhabditida; Meloidogynidae
Source: the annotation of a GenBank genome assembly